This is a messenger RNA of Rhineura floridana, 3242 nucleotides long. It is a transcript of the gene ZYX, whose product is annotated as zyxin. The coding region runs from base 450 to 2264 and encodes 604 amino acids. The record is from RefSeq and is a predicted model, not a curated record. Gene Ontology annotation, biological process: integrin-mediated signaling pathway; transforming growth factor beta receptor signaling pathway. Lineage: Eukaryota; Metazoa; Chordata; Lepidosauria; Squamata; Rhineuridae. The transcript has 11 exons.
UGUUCGCUCAGAGCACGCUCUCUCCUUUUAUGGUCAAACAGCUUGGGCAGAGCGAGGCUCUCUUUUCUUAAAAAAAAAAAAAAUUGCGAUGAGCUAGGAAGUGUUGGGGCUGCAAUAGUUUCUCUUCCUCCGCCCCCUCUGAGCUUCUUCAACACCCCUCUUGGCAAGUGAACCAGCUCAGAAAGUUGCGCACGGGCCAGACGAGCAGAGCCCUCCUGGCCGCGGGGAGGAGUCGCGGGGAGGCUGCGAUCCUCAAGCGCAACAGCACCACGCACGUCUCAUUUAGGUCCCCGGAGGGGUCCAAGAGCAACCCUGUGCCUAAGCCGACCGCCGCCGUUGCUGAGACCGUCACCUCGAAGGGUUGGCAGUCGCUGAAAGCUGAGCUGCGGACUGGGGGUUGUUGCCUGCUUUGAGCUGAAACAAACGGUUCUGAGCUGUUCUUCAGCAAGAUGGCCUCGUCAGGUGCCCCGGGAACCCGCAUGACCUCCACAGUCAGCAUCAACAUCUCCACUCCAAGCUUCUAUAGCCCUCAGAAAAAAUUUGCACCAGUUGUUGCUCCUAAGCCCAAAGUGAACCCCUUUAAGGCUGGUGGAGCUGCUCCAGAAAAUGCCUCUGAGCAGAUGUUCCCUCCCGCUCCAGGGGCUUGUGCCCAGAUAGGGAAAGUGGGGGAAAUCCCAACAGCUGUGACUCUUUCCCUUGCUGAAGAGCUUCCGCCGCCCCCACCGCCCCCUCCAGGAGAAGAGAUGGUUGUCUCCUCAAACAGUGUGUUUCCUCCCCCACCUCCCCCAUUUGAGGAACCGUUUCCCCCAGCUCCAGAAGAGGUCUUCCCUUCCCCUCCUCCCCCCAUGCUGGAGGAGGAACCUGUGGCUGCGAGUGGGCUGCCUGUUCCCCAGGGGCAAUCCCGUGGAAAGAUGAGCAGCAUUGAUUUGGAGAUUGAUUCUUUGUCCUCAAUGCUGGAUGACAUGGAGAAGAAUGAUCCCUUCAAAUCCCGGGUAUCUCCAGGAUCCAUGGCUCCUGCAGGUGUGGCUUCCAGCUCUAAAGUUUCCCUAGAAACCAUGGCACCGCCACCACCUAAAGAGUUUCCAGCUCCUACGUCUUUCCCCUCCAAUCCCAGCGGAAACUACAUGCCCAAAGCACAGAGAGAAAUGCCUUCUGUUCCCCCACCAUGGAUAGCCUUGAAGCAGAGUAGAGACUCUCCAUCAGCACAGCUUCCAGGGGCAUCUGCUGCUGCUGCUCCUCCUGUUGCUCCUCCUCCUCCUCCAGCUCCAUCAGCCUUGAAAUACACUCCAUCCCCCGUUUCCACCGCCCCCAGAUUUGUCCCCAAAGAACCACCUGCGGCUGGGGUCCCUUCAGGUUUUCCAAGGCAGGCUGCUUCAGCCCCUGCGCAUCCUCGCUUCCCGCCUGCUGCUUCUAGUACAGGCCCAGUUCUGAAGCCACAGCCUCCCACUUUCAUCUACGCGCAACAUCGAGAAAAGCCCCAGGUUCAGGAGAAGCCACGUCCUGCUGGACAACCGCCUGCACCACGAGACACGCGUAACCCUGUAUCCUUUGCAAACACUGGAUCAGAUCCUCCCCGGGGCAACUCUGUUCUGACCAUGAAGGAGGUAGAGGAGCUGGAGAUGCUGACCCAGAAGCUCAUGAAGGACAUGGACCAACCUCCCCAUGCAGAAGCCUCCACUUCUGAGUUGUGUGGCCUGUGCCAUAAAGCCCUGUCGCGGACGCAGCCAGCUGUCCGCGCCCUGGACAAGCUCUUCCAUGUUGAGUGUUUCACCUGUUUCAAGUGUGAGAAGCAGCUGCAGGGGCAGCAGUUCUACAAUGUGGAUGAAAAGCCCUUCUGUGAGGAAUGCUAUGCUGGCACCCUAGAGAAGUGUUGUGUGUGCAAGCAAACAAUCACGGACAGGAUGCUGCAGGCCACAGGCAAUUCCUACCACCCUCAGUGCUUCACCUGUGUGGUGUGCCACAAGCCCCUUGAGGGAGCCUCCUUCAUUGUGGACAAGGCCAACCAGCCACACUGUGUGGACGAUUAUCACAGAAAAUAUGCCCCACGCUGUUCAGUAUGUGCUGAACCCAUCAUGCCAGAACCUGGGAAGGAUGAGACUGUCCGUGUGGUAGCCCUGGAGAAGAACUUCCACAUGAAAUGUUACAAGUGUGAGGACUGUGGAAAGCCCCUUUCCAUUGAAGCAGAUGACAAUGGCUGUUUUCCCCUGGAUGGCCAUGUGCUGUGUAGGAAGUGUCACACCACACGCGUCAAAGCUGCGGUCUGAGGACCUUGGAUCAAGAUGCGCCCUUGAUGUACUUAUCCUAUCCCACCCAGUCGUCAGAGAGCCUGAUUAUUCUCUGUGCCCUUCCUGGUCCUGUCCCCUUGAAAUCAUAGUGCAUUUCUACCUAGAAAGUGUCUGUCUGGCAAUAUCUCUUCUCACCUAAGGGCUCUUCCCCCAUCCCCCACCCCAGCUGGCGGUUUUAAAUCUGCCCCUUCUGACUGGGUCUUCCUUAACUCCUCGCUUAGUCUGGCUAGAAAGUGACGUGCAAGUAUGUCUUGCUAUAAGCCUUGCAGUCCUUUUACUUACUGAGUAACAGAGUAAUCUGGGAAGAAAAGACAAUCGGAGCCUUCCAACCUGCUGUGUCCGUUGACCCUGCAAAAGAAUUGGGCUUUUUUUUAUUCCUUGGUUUGAUGGGGGACUGAGUCUUUGCUUUACAGGAUGAUGAUAUAAAUGAAUCUCAUAGCUCCCUCUCUGUAUUGGACUUCCCAUGCCUGAAUGUUUCUUCUUGCCAGCAAGAUUGCUUUUGACUCUUGGGCUUCUGCACCAGUUUUCUCUCGCUCCCCACAAUUAAGAUGGCCCCAGUUUUGUUUUUGUCCUCUGGUGCUUUGGCCUAGCCACUUCUACAUAGCAAACUGUCCAAGAGACUACUUACUUGUUUACAAAGGGCUUGCAAGAGUUCUCUGUGGAACUGGGGUAGUGGUGUGACCCGGACUUACCCUGAAUUGAUGCUGAGAGAGGCACUCUUGAGAGAGGGUUUGCUUGUUUGUUCACAGCCUACAUAUGAUGGGUGCCUCCUAGAUCCCUUUUCAGGGCCAUGCUCCCCUCAUUGUCUGUGGGGUUGCUGGAAGUGACUGCGCUGGAGUCCUUUGGCACAGUCAACUGAGCAGAACCUCAAUUCCUAGGCUGGGCUGAAGAUGCAUCUUUGAUAUUGUCCUGUCCCAGCCACUGUUUGCAUUAAUAAACUUUGUGUUGUUUUUUUUC